AUGGCAAUGGUACUAAAUGUGUGGAAAGAUCCACAGGAAGAUGUAGUAGGGAAUUCUCUAAGUAGCUCCAGCGUGCUCACUCAGCCGGGAGGAGACCAUCGUCUGACCGCGUCAGCAGCACCACAUACCCCGCAAACAGGUCCUCUCUCUGCGUCGGGAGCAGCCGGGGACAGGGGAGUGACCCAGGACUCAGCGCACACUGAGUGUGUGGUUUGUGGGGACAAGUCCAGCGGUAAGCACUAUGGCCAAUUUACCUGCGAGGGAUGCAAAAGUUUUUUCAAAAGGAGCGUUCGUCGCAACUUAACCUAUACGUGCCGUGCCAACAGAACCUGUCCAGUCGACCAGCACCACAGGAACCAGUGCCAGUACUGCCGGCUGAGGAAAUGUUUAAAAGUAGGAAUGCGUCGAGAAGCGGUUCAGCGAGGAAGAAUGCCGCCGACUCAGCCUAACACAGGACACUAUGCCCUGGCAAACGGAGAUCCUCUCAACGGACACUGCUAUUUGUCUGGUUACAUAUCACUGUUGCUUCGGGCUGAGCCAUAUCCAACAGCCCGGUACGGCAAUCAGUGCGUGCAACCCAGUACCAUCAUGGGGAUCGAGAGUAUCUGUGAGCUGGCGGCCCGACUGCUCUUCAGCGCUGUGGAAUGGGCUAGAAACAUUCCUUUCUUCCCUGAUCUACAAAUUACGGAUCAAGUGUCUCUCCUCAGAUUAACUUGGAGCGAGUUGUUUGUCCUUAAUGCCGCCCAAUGCUCUAUGCCUCUUCACGUGGCCCCACUUCUAGCCGCUGCUGGUCUUCACGCCUCUCCAAUGGCGGCAGAUAGAGUUGUGGCAUUUAUGGACCACAUACGUUUCUUUCAGGAGCAAGUUGAAAAACUGAAGGCCCUUCACGUCGACUCUGCAGAGUAUAGUUGUGCCAAGGCUAUAGUGCUGUUUACUUCAGACGCGUGUGGUCUCGCGGACGUGCCUCAUGUAGAAGGCCUCCAGGAGAAGUCCCAGUGUGCCCUCGAGGAAUACGUUCGGAGCCAGUAUCCCAACCAGCCUACUCGCUUUGGAAAACUCUUAUUACGUCUCCCCGCGCUGCGCAUGGUGUCGUCCUCUGUUAUCGAACAGCUGUUUUUCGUCCGUUUAGUCGGUAAAACUCCCAUUGACACUCUUAUCAGGGACAUGUUACUGUCCGGCAGCAGUUUCAAUUGGCCGUACAUGUCCAUGCAGUGA
This is a messenger RNA of Chanos chanos (milkfish), 1215 nucleotides long. RefSeq names its product nuclear receptor subfamily 2, group F, member 1b (gene nr2f1b). NCBI's taxonomy places the organism in Eukaryota, Metazoa, Chordata, Actinopteri, Gonorynchiformes, Chanidae. Gene Ontology annotation, molecular function: DNA-binding transcription factor activity; sequence-specific DNA binding; zinc ion binding. The transcript has 3 exons. The record is from RefSeq and is a predicted model, not a curated record. The coding region runs from base 1 to 1215 and encodes 404 amino acids. Gene Ontology annotation, biological process: regulation of DNA-templated transcription.